This is a messenger RNA of Malassezia restricta, 1485 nucleotides long. RefSeq names its product WD repeat and SOF domain protein 1. Gene Ontology annotation, biological process: maturation of SSU-rRNA from tricistronic rRNA transcript (SSU-rRNA, 5.8S rRNA, LSU-rRNA). The coding region runs from base 1 to 1485 and encodes 494 amino acids. Lineage: Eukaryota; Fungi; Basidiomycota; Malasseziomycetes; Malasseziales; Malasseziaceae. Gene Ontology annotation, cellular component: small-subunit processome; nucleolus. Gene Ontology annotation, molecular function: protein binding. The record is from RefSeq and is a predicted model, not a curated record. The transcript has a single exon.
AUGAAAAUCAAGGCGCUGACACGCUCGGUGGAUGACCAUGCGCCUGCGCGGUUAGGAGACGCUGCGCCCGUGCAGCGCAACUUGAAUCCGAAUAUGCAUCCUUUUGAGAAGCCGCGUGAAUACACACGUGCCCUGAACGCGGCGAAACUCGAUCGACUCUAUGCCAAGCCGUUCGUCGCGGCGUUCGAGGGCCAUAUUGAUGGUGUCUACUCUAUGGCGAGGCAUCCAAAGCGUCUCGAUGUGAUUGCGAGCGGCAGUGGUGAUGGAGAGAUCCGAUUAUGGGAUGUAAAUCAUCAACGAUGCACCUAUACGUAUCCACGCGCGCAUGCAGGCAUCAUCCAGUCGCUCUGUAUAUCACCGCUCACCUUCCACGGCGGAGGUGCCUCGAAGCGCAUGCUCUCGUGCUCGACGGACCGCACGAUCAAAGUGUGGAAUGCUGACCCUGUUCCUGAUGGUUUUGGCGAGUAUGAAGAGUUUCGUCCGGCUGACGACGACGAGGAGGACAGCGACGACGAAGCGUCGGGUGCGAGAGACGCGCAUCUUUUCAGUCUGCAGCCCACCAAUUCGACGCCGAAGGAGCCGCUGACUGUGUAUCAAGGCAAGACGGCCUUUCAUUCGCUCUCGCACCACGCACACCUGCCGCGGUUUGCGUCGGCGUCGAGUACGGUGCAGGUAUGGGACUUGAACCGGGGUGGUGGCUCCGAUGCGCUGGUGAACAUGGCCAUGGGUGUGGACGCUGUGCACGUGGUGCGAUACAACCAGAGUGAGACCGAUGUGCUGGCGAGUGCUGGCACGGACCGUGGCGUGACACUGUAUGAUAUCCGCAGCGGCAAGCCGCUGCACAAGGUGGUGCUUACGAUGCGGGCCAACGACCUCGCAUGGUCGCCCGUGGAGCCAACGACGCUAGCCGUGGCCAGUGAGGACCACAACAUGUAUACCUUUGAUAUGCGCAACAUGUCGUCCGCGACGCAGAUUUACAAGGGACACGUCGGGGCGGUCAUGUCAGUCGACUGGGCGCCUACGGGGCAGAGUCUUGUCACAGGCUCCUAUGACCGGACCGUGCGGCUGUGGGACGCCGGCAAAGGUGCGCGCUCACGCGAUGUAUAUCACACCAAGCGCAUGCAAAAGGUGUUUACCACGAUGUAUACGCUCGAUGCCCGUUUCGUGCUGAGUGGCUCUGACGACGGCAAUGUGCGUCUAUGGAAGCAUGGGGCCAGUGACAAGCUCGGCAUUGUCAAUGCGCGCGAACGCGCAAGUCGCGAGUAUGCGCAGGCUCUCCGCAAGCGUUGGCACACCGUCGGUGAUGUGGCCAAGAUUGAGCGCCAGCGCCAUGUGCCGAAACCUAUCCGCACGGCCCAGAAGCUGAGCCACACCAUGACGGAGGCACGUCGCGUCAAGAACGACCGCCGCCGCAAGCAUACCAAGAGCGGGGCCAAGAAACCGACCGCUGCGCGGAAAUCCGUCAUAGUGGAGGAAAAGUCGUAG